Lotus japonicus is the source of this 1316-nucleotide messenger RNA. RefSeq lists its product as uncharacterized. Gene Ontology annotation, molecular function: nucleoside triphosphate diphosphatase activity. The coding region runs from base 98 to 790 and encodes 230 amino acids. The transcript is spliced from 10 exons. NCBI's taxonomy places the organism in Eukaryota, Viridiplantae, Streptophyta, Magnoliopsida, Fabales, Fabaceae. The record is from RefSeq and is a predicted model, not a curated record.
AACAAAAGUCCUCACAACACAAACAUAACACUACUCAAAUAUUUCCCAGUUACCCGCAGCUUUUGGUUACAUUUCGAGUGAGAGCUUGCAGCUAGCGAUGGCAGCCAUUUCUUCAUACAAGAUUAUACUGGGUUCCUCCUCCGUCGCACGCCGCAAGAUCUUGUCCGAAAUGGGAUACCAAUUCACCCUAAUGACUGCAGAUAUCGAUGAGAAGAGCAUCCGGAAAGAAACUCCAGAAGAAUUAGUUAUGGCCCUAGCUGAAGCCAAGGCCAAUGCCAUUAUAUCCAAACUUCAAACUACUGGUAAUCUAAACAGUGUAGAUGAACCAACGAUAUUAAUUGCAGCUGACACAGCAGAAGCCAUCAUACAAAGGCUCCCUGUUGAUGACUAUUUAAAGGAUGCCCAGCCAACAUUAUUAAUUACUUCUGACCAAGUGGUGGUCUAUGAAGGUGUGGUUAGGGAAAAGCCAUCUAGCAAAGAAGAAGCUCGGCAGUUCUUGAAAGAUUAUUCUGGAAGACAUGCAGCAACUGUGGGAUCUGUACUAGUAACAAAUCUCAAAACAGGAUUGAGAAAAGGAGACUCAGAUCGUGUGGAGAUUUAUUUCAAUGAAAUACCAGAUGAAAUCAUUGACAGGCUGGUUGAUGAGGGAAUUACUCUGAAUGUUGCUGGGGGCCUGCUAAUAGAGCAUCCUUUAAUACUGCCAUUUGUCAAAGAAGUGGUAGGGACAACCGAUAGUGUGAUGGGGCUUCCCAAAAGUCUGACUGAAAAACUCUUGAAAGAGGCCCUGUAGCUUGAGUUUCCAUUCCACCUUGUCGUACGGCUAAAUAAUGGCUUCUACUUGCUGUCUCUUCUGGUAGCAGCUAUGUUUCUGCUGGGAUGUACUGUGUUGCAGUUAUGUCUGAAAUGAUUAAUUGGUAUUCUGAUUAAGUUGGUAAAUUUUCCCUCAUUUUAUUAGUAAUGUAAUGCUGAAUUGUGACUUAGUAUUCAACUAUUAAUUAGUUUUUUAGAAAAAGAAUCACAUACUAACAUCUUAGUUAUGCAAAAUAAUUCAAUUCAGAUUCAGAUACUGUGAAACAUGAAGGACUAGGGUGGUUGGAAAUACACUACUAUACAGAAAUUGAGGACAACAUGGACGAUAUGAUUGUAAUUGUAUCUCCUUGGACAUUUCUGGCUGAGAAAUUAUUAGUUGGUAGGUCAUGUCAUCAUCGAUUAGUUUUUGUGCAUAUGAAGGUGAACUGCUUACAUACUACGCUCUUUUACUUGUUAAAUUUGGCAAAGUUUUCAAAUAAUAAAGGUUUUGUGGUGAUUAUUGUUUA